Coffea eugenioides is the source of this 1147-nucleotide messenger RNA. RefSeq names its product tetraspanin-19. The coding region runs from base 160 to 810 and encodes 216 amino acids. Gene Ontology annotation, cellular component: membrane. The record is from RefSeq and is a predicted model, not a curated record. NCBI's taxonomy places the organism in Eukaryota, Viridiplantae, Streptophyta, Magnoliopsida, Gentianales, Rubiaceae. The transcript is spliced from 6 exons.
CGGAAGUUCGGAGCAAAAUUCUUUCUUGUCUGAUCAGCCCUGGUUUAAAUUUAUUCUUCCAAUUAAAGCAAAAGAAAAAAAGAAAAGGGGAUACUGAGCUUAACCCUGACAUCUCUGAUAUUGAUCUGGGGUCAGGGUUUUGCAAAUUUGGUUGAGAAAAUGUCGAGAAUGGCGCGGAGUUGCCUGCAAUCCGUCCUGAAAAUAGUGAAUUCGGGAAUUGGAAUGGUGGGGAUAGCUACGAUUUUGUAUUCCCUUUGGAUGUUUAUGACUUGGCGAAGGCACUUGGGUCCUAAUCCUCCUGAUGUACCUGCCCCUUGGUUCAUCUACUCCUUUCUUGUCAUUGGGGUGACUUUGUGUGUUGUGACAUGCUCAGGGCACAUUGCUGCUGAGACUGCUAAUGGUUGCUGUCUUUGUUUUUACAUGAUAUUUGUCUUUCUGCUUAUCAUGGUUGAAGCUGCAGUAACUGUGGAUGUGAUUCUAAAUCGCAACUGGGAGGAGGACUUUCCAGAUGACCCAACAGGGAAUUUUAACGAGUUCAAAGAUUUUGUGAGAGGAAAUUUUGAAACUUGCAAAUGGGUUGGCGUGGUUGUAGUUGCUGUGCAGGGUGUAAGUAUGCUACUGGCAAUGAUUCUAAAAGCCUUAGGACCAUAUCCUGAGAGAUACUAUGAGAGUGAUGAUGAUUAUAGUCCAGAUAGAGUCCCUCUCUUGAAGCAUUAUGCCCCUCCGCCUUCAUACGUUGUUGCUGACACACUUCAUCCAUCAAGGAAUGAUUCUUGGAAUGUCAGGAUCAACAGUAAGGGAAACAGAUAAAUUCUCUUUUGAAUGAAGAGAUACAAAAAUGUGAUGAAGUUUUGUCUGGGCUGUAAGAGCAGGGUUAAGGAGUUUUAUGAGGUUGAAACUGGUAAAGAGGAUUAGGAUCUGUACAAUUGUCCUGAUACUGUACAUAAACCUGUUGAACUCAUAGGAAAUACAAACCCUUAUUUAUGGUUUUCAACCUGUAAGCCACUUCUGCAAAAGUUGGUGAACUAAAAAGUAGAGAUCACUGUAACUUUUUCAUUGAAGAUACAUUAUUGCAAUUUUGAGUAGUUGCGGAGUAUCAUACAGACGUUUCUUGAUAAGUAACUCUCUUUGAAUUUUAUGCUGUCCA